Lindgomyces ingoldianus is the source of this 1101-nucleotide messenger RNA. RefSeq lists its product as uncharacterized. The transcript has 11 exons. Bases 1 to 1101 code for a protein of 366 amino acids. The record is from RefSeq and is a predicted model, not a curated record. NCBI's taxonomy places the organism in Eukaryota, Fungi, Ascomycota, Dothideomycetes, Pleosporales, Lindgomycetaceae.
AUGAUGCACCUGUCAGCUAGACUCGCAACCCUCUUGCACCCCCCGGGGUCUGUUCAAUACAUUCGUCAUGCUAGACCCAUCGCUUUCAGAUCGACCAUACGGGAGCUAAAUCUCCUCCUGCAACUCCCAGCCCCUGAGACCGCUACAAUUUUCUUUCGCAGCUCGCCUCCCGCCCAAUCCAAUGGCUAUGCUAGACAAACAGCCACUGCUGCAAACAUGCUAGAACCUCACUUCUUUCUCCUAAUAUCAGAAACCCUUCACCAUCGAAAACGCCAAGUCCGCAGGGUCACCCACUCAGGGAAUGAUAACGCUAGUUCCAUCUACAAAGACUACCACUACUGCAAUGAUGAAAGUCUCCAGACCAUGGGUAAGGCGACGCGAAGCCCCUCAGCGUGCUUCAAGCAAUUCUAUGCAGAGCUCCGGACCCUGACACCUAUCACUAUGAUGGCGGUUCAUGAGGUCAAGGUUACACAAGCAAUCACCCAUGGGAUGAAUGGGCUGAGAGAGGUCUCCGAUAGAUCUAUGGUGGUGUCAAAAGGGGUGAAGGAGGAGGCUGUGGAGAAGGUGGAUGAGAAGCCCGCCCGCAGGCGAAUGCUAGGGAUCGAUUGUAAUGGCGAAUUAAGUGUCAUGCAGUGGGUAAGACUUGACAGAACAGCAAGGAAAGCUUUGAACACGGGAAAUGUAUAUAUAAUUGUAAAGGAUAUUUCAAAAGACGAUUGUAAUAUUGCAUGUAGGCGGAAUGCCCUAGAAUGUAGGGUUAGUCCUUCACGAAGAGACCCCUUUAAGAUGGUUGGAUUCCGAGAAGGCUGUGCCGCAUCGUAUUUGUCCAAGGUUCUUGUUGCCUUUCCGUCUCAUCAUGCUAUUGGUCAGCCCCACUACGUAUUCCAAAAGAUUUAUCACUUCUCAAAUUCCUUCACUCCCAUAGCUUUCGCGACUGCCUUCAGUUUCAGGAUCUAUACCAAUAGAGGAUAUUCACGGGUAGUAUUCGCAUCAGCCUUGCCUAUGGACAUCGCUUCAAUGAGGCUCUCCUCACCCAUCCCAAGAUUUGUACAAAGCAUCUGGACACUUUCAAACUUAGGCCAUCGCAUCACCGCUACUUAA